CCCAUCCAUCUAUUCUAAUACCACUUUCCUUAUUUAAAAAAUACAUUUCACUGAUUUACAAACUUAGAAAAUUUAAAUGGUCCAUGCAUCUUUUAUUUCCAAAAUUAAGGGAAAAGGCUGACAAAAGCACUUAUAUUUUUACAAAGCCCUUUACUUGUCCAGAGCAGCAAGCAUGUUAGUGAGGCUCUGAUCAUUUCCGACCUCUUCUUGGAUUAGUAGCACCUUUUGCAAAAUUCAAUUUUUGAGUACUUCACUAUGUUUAUUUUUUGAUAAUGACAUUUUGAAUAGAUCAUAGAGGUUCAAAGAAGAUUUAAUGAGUAGUUUUGAUGUGAAAUAUUCAUAUAUAUGCCUUUUUAUCUCAAACUAUCUGUGACUUCUAAAUAAUUUUGCCAUGCCAGGUCAGUUUCGUAAAACAAUAACUUGUAAUUCUAAUUCUGCCUUGCAACUAUAUUUGGAAAUUCUAUCCCUUGUUUGAAACUAAUUGAAUCGUAUCGCCCGAAUUUGAAACUAUCAUUGGCUUGAAAUUAUCGUUAGACCACUUGGAGGGAGGGCUCUAUUUCUUAUUUUGAUCUUGUUGUUCUUGGGGAGGAGAAUCACCUAUAUGCAACCUUUCCAUAUGACGUGUAUGUGGACUUACAGCCUUGAUGUUUCCCAUGAACUUCAACACUGCAAACGUGCCAUCAUUGGAUCACGAUGGCUGGGGCGGAUUACAAGGUCAAGUCUAUUUACGGCGAGCUGAGCCUGGGCAUCAUUAGCGUAUGCAGUCAUAAGUUGACCCCACGUAAAGUGUGUGUGCACCAGUGCAGUCUAGUAGUCCAUCCGAGUGCGCCCUCCUGCAUGGCCUGGGAUGCUCACAGGCACCUGGUCUCCUUCUUCGCCAGACGAUUCCUGAAGUUCCAACGGAAGACUGAACUCCUGGCCUACUUGUUCCUUUGUGUGUCCAAGAUGCCCUUCAUUCCCCCUGUGUCAUUGACAGGGUCGGGCAGCAAGAUGGAAAAGGCAGGGCCCUCCAAAGAUGGCACAUCAGUGAAGGAGCGCCUGGCGUCCAACCUCAAGCAGCUGGGCAAGAAGAGUCCACCACGGAGCCACCUGCCCACUGCUGCCAGAGGGCUACCAGAGACCAGGAAAAAGGGACCCUUGCCCAGGAGGCCUCCAGAGAGUCUACCGGCCUCCAGCUCCGGGGAGUCCUUGUCCAAAACACGCCAGACCCGUCCAGUGACAGCCCGAAUCAAAGCCCGCCCAGAGGAAACGCGGUUCACUCUGACCCUGACCCCCGAGGCUGUCCUGCUGCUCCAGAGGCGCAACAACAAUAACAACAAUAUUUCUGGAAGCUUCCCGGAUUCCAGACGAGCCAGGAGGGGUCAGUACCCGGCCCCCUCCCCGUCCCUACGGCCUCACUGCCGGGCAGGGGCCCCCGCCAGGACUCGCUGUGACGUGAGCUCCAUGGUAAAGGUGUCCCUGCUGAACGAGCGGCACCGCUACGAUGAUGUAGAGUAUGAGGAUGAUGGAGAACGAGGCACUGGGGUGGAUGAACGUGUGGUUCUCAAGUGCACCGAGUGGCUUCGGGGACUGGACAACACCCCUGUUACGGUGGCACACAGGAAGACCACUAGCGUGAAGAGCUUCUGAAUCCUACCUUGGAACUUUACCCUCGUCUUCAAACCUUGACAACAGCAUCUUAUCUGUGGAACAUGGAAACUGAGGGAUUAUGUAGGCUGCUGUGGAUGAAAACAGCAAAAUGUACAGUUCAUUUCAAACCCAAAGAUAAAAAUCAUACUCUAGUUGACAGGCUAUUAAGAAAUUGUCUUGAAACGUGAACGUUCAUUUUUAACUUCAGUUCUGUCUUGAAACCAGUUUUAAACCGAACCUUUUGUUUCAUACUAUAGUUUUAAAAACGCAAACCCAUACUUGAAAGCCUUUUUUGAAGCCAUACUGUCACCACAUAAGGUCGUUGCAUGGGGAUAAUCUUUUAGCAAUCAAUCGCCCAGAGAGUUUGGUUCUAUGUUGUUGAAUUAAGAACUGGGAAAAAUGACAAAAACCCAAUGACAAAACUACAUAAUGUUGACGUAAGUCCACGAACUGCUGAUGUCAUUGAAUAAAACUCUCAUAAUUCUAUAAAUCAAUGAUUGGUCAUAUGUGCAGAAUGAGAUUGUGUUGGACACUUUCAAUGGUGUAGUAAAUUUCAUGUAGACCUGGUGCCUUUCUAGUUUUUUUUUUUGUUUUGUUUUCUGUUCUGUAUUUGCACAUUUCAACAUUUAAAGCAGAUCUUGCUUACCAUAUUCAGGCAUAAAUUCUGUCUUUAAAAUGAAUAGACUUUUUUCAGAACCGCUUUCUGGUAUUUAACAACACAUAUCCUGGAUGUUUAUCAUAUGCUUCCUGUACAUUUAAGUAGCGAUAACAUUUUCCCCAGCAACAACUUCAAUUAAUACUCUUUACUACAUUGCAGUUAAUUACGAAUGAAAUAUGUUUCACAACCAAGCAAUUUUCCACAGUUUUGAUAAGUCAAUAUUUACUAUAAAUGAAAAAUACAUAAUUCAGAGAGAAAUAAAUAAUGAUUACUUUCAUUUAUUAUGAAUUUGUCACAAAACACAUAAGACAGUUGAUGAGGAGGUGCAAGAAUAUAAAGCACGUUGUGGUGAACACAUUCAGAUUUAAUCCAACAAAAAUAUCAGCGGUCUUUUCAUUACUGAACAGAUCUCAUAACUUCUUUCUUUUUAUCCUAAACUAAUUUUAUGUUUUGGAUCUAAAAUAUCAUACCUAAAAAAAAAAAUAAAAAAAAACACUCAUGCGAAUAAUAUGUAAUUUCUGAUUAUUUUUGAACAAUCCAUAAAUAAGGGCUUUGAAAAGAUGUUUUUUUUUUUUUUUUUUAAAUGUUACAGAUACUUCGACACAGAAUCAACGGUGGCAGAUUGGUAGACUUGAAGGAGAAUGAUAGAUUUGAAUGAUGUUUAACGGUGGAAUAGUUCUACUGUGCCGGGAGUUGGGGUAGUGGUUUUGAUUUGUGUAGUCUUGCGUUUAUUCACAAAUGGAGCUUGCCCAAAAAGGGUCCAAGGGAACAAAAAAAAAAGAAUGAACAUGGGGAUUAGGGAUACUGAAAUAUGAUUGACUAUGUAUGCUAUCUAACUAUAAGCAAUGUUACAAAGCUCCAUAGUGAGUAAGGGAUACUAACUGAUAGGACAAGGAAUGGAAGGACUGAAAAGACUGCUGUAGGCCAGGGCAGGGUGAGUGUGCAAGCAGUGCUAUUGAUUUGUAGUAAAGAGCACAUACUGAGACCAAACAUCUGUAAGGAUAAGUGUGUUGACACCCUAAUAUUCACUCUGUCAUCCCAAUAUGUCAAGUGAUGCCUAUUAAGCCCCUUUCAGACUUAUAUUCCGCAAAAUUCCCGUGUAAUGUGAUGCGGGAUUUACCAGUCUCCUGGCUUUCAGACAUAAGGAGAUGCACCGGGAAUUACCCGGGUUGGAAACUUCCAGACUUGUACCAUGUUGGCGACCCGGCACUCUCUGUGCGGGGAGGGCGGGUUACGGGAUUUAUAAACCUGACAUAAUAUCAUUUUUGGAUGGCAUCAGCAGCAAAAUAAACCACACAUUUCCAAAGAUGGAUGAUGGACUGUCUCUUCCUCGGCUCUAAGAUCCAGUAGCAAUUAGAUUUUGUUAUGUUUCCAGUUUAAUUUAGCUAUUUCCAGUUUGCCACGUUUAUAAUCGGGAUGUUUACCACUUUUCUUCUAGAACUAGGAAAUGACGAUCGACCCGCCAUGAUAUAUAAAUAUCAAAAGUCUUUGCGCUGUGACCCUAGAAUUAACCGGCUGCUUUAAUACAUGCCGCGUCCCUGUUAAGUCCCGGACGUUAUACUAGGAUUCGACCCGUUUAAUGUCUGUCAGUCGACCCGAGAAACUGCUUUCAGACAUAAGGACUACCCGUUUAAAAUCCCAGGAUUUAACCAGAGGUCAGCGUACUGUAUGUCUGAAAGGGGCUUUAAUAAGUGUGCCUAGUCUUACAUGCAUGUUAGUCUUGUGGUGUACAGAACUGCUGCACAGGCAACAGAGGAAAGGACUGACACCACCACUGCCAAUCUCGAGGGAAGCUGAGCCAGCGUGCCCACCAUUGGGGCAACCACUUCUGGACCCGAAAGUGGUCCCACAACCCCACCUAGACAACCAAAUCAGGCGGAGGAAUUGGACCAUCGUAUGUGGCCGGUUGAGAAACUAAUUUGGCUUCCGUCGCUCUAAGUAGCUUUGUAAAAAGUCUUAGACACUGGAUUACUGCACACUCACCUGCCUCGUGCCUGAACUGUGUGAUCUUAAAACGGUGGAUUAUCCACUGUGCAGUCAAAUGUUAAGACACGUGUGGUCAAGAAAUUACAGUAAACGAUCAUCCACUACACAUUUACACAUACGAUAACAUAAUAUGGUGCCUAUUGGUUUAAGAUGAAAUAAAUAAUAAAAUGAAAGCUGAUCAGAAGAUGAAGGCAAAAAAAAAAUUUGCAAUUUAGGUUUGACAAUCCCACUGUUAUACCUGCUACUGUUUGGGACUUGUUGGCGCAAAUUCCCUAGGAUUAGGUCUAAAUUUACCCAAAAUUGCUGACUUUCUGUUCAAUUCAGGCAUUGGUCCUUUACACUUGCAGUAUUUGUGCAUCCUAUUUUGACAAACACAUCCAUCAAAUUCAUGUCGGAAAAACAAAACUGGUGUUGGUGGCUAACACUGCCUGAAUACUGAGUCCCCUUUUCAGAACCAGACUUAUUUUUAUCAGCCAAGUAUGUAAGAGACACCGAUGGGAUUUUUCUCUGUUUUUUUAGAACCACUAUAGUAUAACAUUGUACAAGCUACUAUAAUAGUACUUUUAGGAUGUAACACAUAAGUACAGAGCCUGAAAUACCAUGAAAUAAACCCCAAAAAUGGUUGCUUUAAUAAAAUUAGCUGCCUGUUUAAUUUCAGGCUUCAUCUUUAAGACUUAUUUGUACUUUGUCCGGUUAUUAUGACAUGCCAGCACAAUUUUGUGUUAAUGGGUAUCUUGUAUGUUUUUUCAAACUUCCUACAAGGUUUUACUGAAGGGGUUUUUGGGAUGCUA
Corythoichthys intestinalis (scribbled pipefish) is the source of this 5064-nucleotide messenger RNA. RefSeq names its product proline-rich protein 18. The transcript is spliced from 2 exons. The record is from RefSeq and is a predicted model, not a curated record. The coding region runs from base 694 to 1629 and encodes 311 amino acids. NCBI's taxonomy places the organism in Eukaryota, Metazoa, Chordata, Actinopteri, Syngnathiformes, Syngnathidae.